Anopheles coluzzii is the source of this 855-nucleotide messenger RNA. RefSeq names its product ryncolin-2-like. Bases 24 to 839 code for a protein of 271 amino acids. Lineage: Eukaryota; Metazoa; Arthropoda; Insecta; Diptera; Culicidae. The record is from RefSeq and is a predicted model, not a curated record. The transcript has a single exon.
GUUGUUCUUUAUUUUAGUUUACAAUGAACGUGUGCGAAGCUUUAUUAUACAUGGUGAUUGUAAUGAUAUGUACGCAAGGAAUGGAGGUUGUUUGUUACGGAAAAUCCGUUAGAUAUUCGUUUCUGCCAAGUGUUGAGUACCACCUAAUAGUAUCCAGGUUGGUCAAUUUUUAUAAAAGACUUGAGGCACUAGAGUCAAGAAUGAAGAAAAGUAUUGCGUUUGAGUCAUGCAAGGAGAUUCUAUCGAAGCGAUCGGGCAAAUACCUAAUAAAGCCUAACAAAAACGACGAACCUUUCCUGGGAUAUUGCGAACAGACUGCUUUCGGAGGAGGUUGGUUAGUGUUCCAGUAUCGUUACGACGGAUCGGUUGACUUUUACCGCAACUGGACCGAGUAUCGGAACGGGUUCGGCAGCAUGGAUGGAGAGUUUUGGCUCGGCCUGGAGCAGUUACACCGUUUGACGUCAGCUCGAAAGCACGAGCUGUUGGUAGAGCUAAAAGACUUCGAUGGAAACUACAAAUACGCACGGUAUGAUGAGUUCGCGAUUGGAAGUGAGGCUGAACAUUAUCCGUUGGUGAAGCUGGGAUCGUACACGGGAACAUCCGAAGACGCUUUUACUUUCCACAAGGACGAUACGUUCUCCACGAAGGAUCGGGACAAUGAUAGCUGGUUCGGUGGAAACUGUGCAACCAUUUGGAAGGGAGCAUGGUGGUACAACAAAUGCGGUCAUUCUAACCUUAACGGAGUUUAUGUCAACAGUUAUAAGAAAGAAUCAAUGCAUUGGUCCCUAAAACAUUUUACAGGAAUGGCGUACACAAGAAUGAUGAUACGCGAAACUUAGCGGCCGGAACAAUGUA